Molecule: messenger RNA, 3473 nt
Organism: Ixodes scapularis (black-legged tick)
Lineage: Eukaryota; Metazoa; Arthropoda; Arachnida; Ixodida; Ixodidae
Product: cell division control protein 48 homolog B
Exons: 9
Coding region: 136-2358 (740 amino acids)
Molecular function (GO): ATP binding; ATP hydrolysis activity
Source: RefSeq, a predicted model, not a curated record
UAUUGGACGCCAGGAGAGGGUGACAUUUGUGUAUUCUUCCGCCGUCCCAGGUUCGUGUUUUGCACGUGGUUGUGUUUACAACGUCGACAUGAUGUUCGGUUGAUCAAGGAGUCGCGGAGAAACGUGCAUAAAAAAAUGUCACUGAGAUAUGUAGGAACGGAAGAUAGCCUUUCUGGUUCCCAAAUCUGCAAGAUACCCCUUUCCGCCUUCGUCGCGAAGAAAUGGACGCCUGGCUCGCCGGCCGAGAUCACUGUGGGCAACGAAACAUUUGUGUGCCUUCUCUUUCCCCAUCGCUACACGAGCGAUGUAGUUUACGUUGACAAAACUGUCCGGCUACAAAAAACCUGCGGCGAAGCAACGAUCAAACCGGGCCCAACGUGCGUUCACGUAGACACUGACAUCAAGCUCUUCGGCAAAGCCGAACCGGCAACCGAGGUGGCGGUAAGCGUCGUGUUAAACUCGGUUCACGACCUCGUAAGAUGGCACGGCGUCCACCGCGAUCGCUUGCGCCAUUGGGUCUCAAAACUCCUACGCAAUUACCACGUCCGACCGGGUGCCGUUGUUCGAACUUGUCCGCGCACACAACCACUGCCAGGCUUGUGCUCGAUCUACUCUGUCAUCAUCGAAGCGAUCGGUUCCAACGUCGCCGUCUGCAAGGUGACCAGUGGCUCGAAGAUCUCCGUUUCUAACGUAACGUACUUCUCACCCAAAGACCCGGUCCCGUUUCCCCAAGUUUGGGAGAAAGCGAUGCUAGAGCCCGUGUCGCUUCUCAAGAAACUAUGCACGUUCCCUUACAAGUUUCCCGAAACACUCAAAUCGGUCGGGCUUCGUCUUCAACGAGGUGUUCUCUUAACGGGACCGCCCGGUACCGGCAAAACGAGCGUGGUCCGGAAAGUAGCGCAUGACAUCGGCGCCCAUCUGCUAACCGUCAGGGGCCCCGAUCUUUGCCGAUCGUUGCCGGGCGAGAGCGAGGAGCUGCUUCGCGGGAUAUUUCGGGAAGCGGUGAUCUUGAGCGACGUAGUGCCAUGCAUCGUGCUCAUCGACGACGUGGAUGUGUUGUGCGCCAAGAGGAGCUCCGGAAGCAACCAGCACGCCAACCGGCUGGUGACGCAACUGCUGACGCUUCUGGACGGGAUGGAGGACAGAAGGGGUGUCUUUGUUGUGGCCACGACUAGUAGACCUAACGCCAUCGAUCCUGCCAUGAGGAGGCCUGGCCGGUUCGAUAAAGAGUUGCUUCUGGGUGCACUGUCAACAAAGGAGAGAACGGACAUCUUGGAGAUGGUUGGGCUCCAGCUUGGUCUUGGCUUGGAUCACCUCGUCCUCCCGACUUCUGGUUUUGUGAUCAGCGACAUGAUGGCGCUCCUACGCGAGUCUCUCGUGGCAGCUAUGAAACGUGACCCAUCAACUCAGGGCGAAGCCGCUCUGAUGAAGGAGGACUUCGAAGAUGCACUGAAGCUGGUGAAGUCGAGCCUGAGCAGACGCCUCGAAUUCGCAGUCGAAGUCACAAAGCGCUCCAGCUGGGACCAGCUGGGAGGCAUCAGCAAAAUCCAGAAGAAGCUGAAGACUGCAGUGGAGGGUCCCCUGCUGCGGCCGUCGUCCUUUGCGCGGCUGGGGCUGGCGCAGCCGCGCGGCCUGCUGCUGGUGGGGCCCCCUGGGUGCGGCAAGACAUCCAUCGCGCUGGCCGUGGCAGCCGGCUGCGCGGCCUCCACCGUCUUCUCCGUGGGGGCGGCCGACGUCUACUCCCCCUUCGUUGGAGACUCGGAGAAGGUUGUCGCCAGCGUGUUCCACCAGGCGCGUCUGCGGGCGCCCAGCGUGGUGUUCAUGGACGACCUGGACACGCUGGUCGGCCGGAGGUCGGCCGAGCACUCCGGGGCUCAGGACCGGGUCCUCUCGGCGCUUCUCUGCGAGAUCGACGGCAUCGGCUCUGGAAUUCUUCAUCGGCACACUUCUGAUGUUCAGCAGGACCACGUGGGGGUCAUGGUGGUGGCCACCACCUGCCACCCAGAGGCAGUGGACGAGGCGCUCUUGCGGCCCGGCCGUUUGGACCUGGUUGUUUACGUGCCACCCCCCGACCUCGAGGCACGUCAGGAGAUCCUCAAGAUCCGCUUCUCCAAGAUGUCACUCGGAGAUGUUGACGCGACCGCCGUCGCACGGUCUACGGAACAUUUCACGUCUGCCGAUCUCGCAAACCUCUGCCAUGUCGCUGGACUGGAGGCUCUUUCGGAAUCUGGGUUUGAGGCGCCGUGCGUCGAACAGCGCCAUUUCGAAUGUGCCCUCGCCAAGGUCAACCCUUCGCUUACUCCGCAGAUGCUCGAGGCCUUUGAGAAACUCUGUGCCAAGCUGUGCAGGGUCAGGUGACCAGCAGCCAAACGAGCAGGCUGCAAGAGGCACACCACAAAUUGGAACAGAGCUAAGUGUUGCCAUACUGUGUUUCACUAUAACUUGGAAAAGGGUGAAGAUCACAGCCCCAAUGACUCAAUCGGCAUGCUGGAGCGAAGCGUGCAACAAGGGUGGAAGCGCUGCGCCAACUGCGCCGUUGUGCGCCAGUCCACUUUCGCUGCCCCAUGCUGCUCUCGAGCACAAACGUUAAACCAAAUCUUGCCGAAAUAGUGUUUUUUUUUUCUUUUUCCGAGUUGCAAAUGUUUUUGUUUACUGGUUACCACGUUUACCUUCUUGUGUUUGUUUAGAUAUAAUUCUUAACCGAUGUGGUCGUGUCGACGUCAGGGCGAAUGACUGUCAUCCAUAUUGUUUGAACCUUUGAAGAUGCUAAUGAAGUGCCAAGCACCCAUUUUCAUCUAAAGAGAACGACCAUAAUUUAUUCCGGACCAGGUAAAUAAACGCAGCAUUUCGUUUCCUUUCACGGUCUCGUAUUGAGGAGCUGUCAAGCGCCAGCAGCACGAGGAAAAACCGCUCAAAUGAACAGCGCAAGAAAAAAAUUUUGUUUUUACUGUUCAGAAAUAUGCCGUAUUUGGACGAAUACGACCGAUAUGAAAUAAAAGUAAUGCAUUUAUUCCUGUUCAUGAGCACGAGCUCCAUAGGAAGGCCUACACCUCGUACCAGUGCCUUCGAAGCACUUGUUUGAGCGGGGUACUUUUGUGCCUUUAGUGCAAAAGUUCUGCCAACAACGUGUAAGUGUCUGAUCUCCAAAAAUGGGAGGGGCUCUGUCAAAAGUACCAAGGCAUAAAGUUGUCAUUACUUUCAUUUUCUUUUUUUUGCAGAGUGGCGUUGAACAUGUACUCAAUAUACCGCAUGCACUACAUCGCAUAUAUAAACAUAACUACGAGCUUGCUAGCGUGCUUUUACCGAUCAUCUCUCGGUAAAGCGAUAACUAGUCUACAAAAUUAAACAAAUAUUUGUCAUAGGUAAUUUUUUUUACCCUCUGUUUAGGACUUUUUUUUGCUGAGACCGCUUCUGCGCUCAUUUUUGUCAUAAACGCAACAAUAAAAGCGAUACUUGGCUGUCUCGUCUGUAAA